This is a messenger RNA of Gymnodraco acuticeps, 2621 nucleotides long. RefSeq names its product membrane frizzled-related protein (gene mfrp). Gene Ontology annotation, molecular function: protein binding. The transcript is spliced from 13 exons. Lineage: Eukaryota; Metazoa; Chordata; Actinopteri; Perciformes; Bathydraconidae. The coding region runs from base 464 to 2203 and encodes 579 amino acids. The record is from RefSeq and is a predicted model, not a curated record.
AAAACUCCUUUGUAACCACUCACCUACACACAGAAAUACAGACUAGUGCUGCAAAAACAGACCCAAGGCUACAGGAUAGCAACAAACAUGGAUAUUCUGUUAACUGGAGUUUGACAAUUAUUUUACGUGAAUUACAUUGUUUUCGUUUUUUAGUUUUUUAUCUGGAUUACAUUUAUGGAUGUCCAACAAAGAGCUCUGCUGUGCUGGGAGAGUGAAGGCAGUAAGCUUACUAAACCAAGGUGGAAGUUUACUGUAGGAGCCAGAAGUGAACAAUGUUAAGAAAACCAAGGAAAAUAUCUUUAACACUCCCUCAUGUAGAAACGGCUUUCUUCACAAUGUCACCAUAGAUGUCAUUAGCACAACCUCAGGCUCUUUAAGAAGCUCUGAAAGAGUGACAGCGGACCGAAGAUGUCUGACCUCAGCCAAGUUGCAGUGUACUCAGACUCUUCAGAUAUCUACAAGAAUGUGUUCUGCAACCCUGCCUUUGAGCUGGAGGGGGAGCGAGAGGAGCGGGUGGAGGGAUUCAGGACAUCCUCGUCCACCCCUGAACCAAUCAAACCGCCGGCAGCUAGUUGGGGUCUGUUGGGGGUGUGUGCGAUGCGUCUGCGGGGCCCAGGGCUGUGGCUGGGGGGUGGCGGUCUCUGCUGCUGCCCUGCUCCUGGUAACAGCCCUCGGACUGGCGCUGGCUCUUCUCCUCACGCAGAUAAAAGGCCAGGCAGUGGAGAAUGAGUUGAUGUCCACCACUUCUCCAAAUCGGCUAAAUACAGGAUAUGAAGCGCCACAUAUUACUCUACCCACAAUCUCUGCCAACACAAGUCAACAGGAAAGUACAACAGCACCACAGCCUGCUAGGAUCCCACCCAUCCCACCUCCUGAAACACGUUGCGGAGGGGUGUUGUCCGACUCAGAGGGCAGUUUCAGUACCCCAAACCACCCUGGCUCCUACCCCCCCAACUUGCUGUGUGUGUGGGUGAUCCGAGUCCCACCCUCCUCCGUGGUGCAGAUCCACAUUUUCUCUCUGACUGUGGAGGGGCCUUCUCCUUGCCUCUUUGACUGGCUGGAGGUUCAGGAGCAGAGGGAUCAGAACUCUGUGGUAACCAGGUUCUGUGGUAACGUAGCGCCACCGACAGUCAACACAAACAGCAGCACAGUGUGGGUCACCUUCCACUCUGACGGCAGCAUCGCAGGCAGCGGCUUCACUGCGCAGUACAGAGCCAUCCAGCCUGGACACAAGAGCUGCUCCAGGGAAGAGUUCAUGUGUGACAGAGGGCGCUGUCUGCUGCCUGUGUCUAUUUGUGAUGGGCAUAUAAACUGCCAUGACCAAACAGAUGAGGCAAACUGCAGCCAUAAACACAAAGAAUGUGGAGGGCCAAAAACCGGGCCAUAUGGUUACUUGUCAAGUCCAAACCAUCCCAGGCCUUAUCCUCAUCAGCAGUUGUGCGUAUGGUAUAUAUCUGUUGAGGAGGGUCACGUCAUCACACUGAGCUUCAGGAACUUCAGUCUGGAGACUCAGGAUGUGUGUGAGUUUGACUACGUGGAGGUACACGACAGCAUCAAUACUGGAUCUGGAAGAGUACUGGGAAGGUUUUGUGGCACCACCUUCCCACCUGACCUGACCUCCUCCGGCCCCCACAUGACGGUGGUGUUUGAGGCUGAUGAUGGAGUGGCAGACAGCGGCUUCAACGCAACAUACCAGGCAUUGUCAAUACUGGACCGGACAUGUGGUCCCAGCCAGUUUUCCUGCAGUACAGGGGAGUGUCUCCAGCAGCAGUGGUUGUGUGAUGGAUGGAACGACUGCCCUGACGGAGCAGAUGAGCAGGGCUGUGGUAACUCCACCUACCCCACCUUCACUUCAUCGUGUGAGUCCAUAGAGGUAGAGAUGUGUCAAGGCCUCAGCUACAACCUCACCUCAUUCCCAAACAUCUGGCUGUCCAUUGCUGAUCAGAGGGAAGCUGCCAUACUCUUGGGACAGUACCGGGUGUUGAUGGAGCUGGCGUGCUUCGAGCCCCUGCGGAGGCUGGUGUGCGGGAUGUUCUUGCCGCAGUGUAGUCCUCAGGGUGGGGUCCUCCAGCCCUGCCGCUCAGUCUGCUCCUCUGCAGAGCAGCAGUGCAGCCAAGCCCUGGACCUCUUCUCCUUCAGCUGGCCCUUCAACUGCCACCUCCUGCCGGACUCACAGGACCCCGUGGAGUGCUCGCUGCCUUGAUGCAGCAAGAGUUACAGAUGUGUUGAUAGUUAAAGAUAAAGACAUUUCACACAGAAUUGCAGCUUUGUUCGAGGGCCAAAAGGCCAGAAUCUGACUCAGACCAGCUGUUGGAGCCAAAAUGCAUGUGUCUUUGUUUGUAUUUUAUCUGCACAAGUUUAAUUAAUGAUGCAGUUCCAACAUUGAACACAAGAUGGAGUAUUCACUUGUGAGUCUGUAUAAAUGUAAUCACAGUGGGUGAUCAGUGUGGGACGGUAGCAAACAGUUUUCGACCGUGUCGAUAUGAGCUGUGUUAACCUGUCUGUAUCAGAGCGUGACUGGCAGGCGUAAUGUUCAUCGAAUGGUAACAGAAAGGCAAUAUGGAUACAAUCAACAUGGUGAAUAUAUAUGGAAAACAAAAUAAAGGAUAUUCAAGGAUAUA